AUGGCAGCUGAGUCACUGCCUUUCUCCUUCGGGACAGUGUCCAGCUGGGAGCUGGAAGCCUGGUAUGAGGACUUGCAGGAGGUCCUGUCCUCAGAUGAAAAUGGGGGUACCUAUGUCUCACCCCCUGGAAACGAAGAGGAAGAACCAAAAACCUUCACCACUCUCGACCCUGCCUCUCUGGCGUGGCUGGCUGAGGAGCCAGGGCCAGCAGAAGCCACCAGCACCUCCCUGAGCCCUCACUCGCCAGAGUCUAGUCAGAGCUCCCUGGCUCAGGAGGAAGAGGAAGAAGACCGAGGAAGAACCAGGAAACGGAAACAGAGUGGCCAGUGCGCAGCCCGGGCUGGGAAGCAGCGCAUGAAGGAGAAGGAACAAGAGAACGAGCGGAAAGUGGCACAGCUAGCUGAAGAGAACGAGCGGCUCAAGCAGGAAAUUGAGCGCCUGACCAGGGAAGUGGAGGCCACUCGCCGAGCGCUGAUCGACAGGAUGGUGAACCUACACCAAGCAUGAACACCUGGGACAGUCACGCCCCUACAUGGGCCACGACUUACCUUUCCCAGAAGUGGCCAUGAGCACCUGCCCACCUGUGCCAAUGAUGUGACCCUCAACUACACCAAUUCCGUAGGGGGACGGCUUGGGAGAGACAAAGGAAGAGGUCUCGGCUUGUAUAUAGGGAUUGUACAUUUAUUUAUUACUGCCCGUUAUCAUUAAAAGUGACUGUGUGUGAGCCAA
This is a messenger RNA of Lepus europaeus (European hare), 729 nucleotides long. It is a transcript of the gene DDIT3, whose product is annotated as DNA damage inducible transcript 3. The record is from RefSeq and is a predicted model, not a curated record. The coding region runs from base 1 to 507 and encodes 168 amino acids. Gene Ontology annotation, cellular component: CHOP-ATF3 complex; cytoplasm; CHOP-ATF4 complex. Gene Ontology annotation, molecular function: RNA polymerase II cis-regulatory region sequence-specific DNA binding; protein heterodimerization activity; DNA-binding transcription activator activity, RNA polymerase II-specific. The transcript is spliced from 2 exons. Gene Ontology annotation, biological process: negative regulation of transcription by RNA polymerase II; positive regulation of intrinsic apoptotic signaling pathway; ER overload response. NCBI's taxonomy places the organism in Eukaryota, Metazoa, Chordata, Mammalia, Lagomorpha, Leporidae.